AGCGCCAAAGCCUGCAUUCUCUCUCCCAUUAUCAAAGCGGUCGGACAUAGGCCCUAUGUUCAUGCGAGUUGGUUCAUGAUAUAGAAGGAGUUCAAGUAGGCCCUCAAUAUGGGUACGCCAGCUCCAGCAAGUGAUUUCAAUGAAAACAACCACGACCUUGACCCAGAGAUGACGGAGAGACCUCUAUCGACGAAAUUUGGAAAGGAUACGGAGGAAGAGAAGCCGCAAAAGGACACACUUUUGUUUUGUGAUAUUGUUUGUAUUGCGAGCUUGCUCUCCGUAAACUUAUUUUUCUCUUGUGGUUAUUCGCUGCUGGCGCCGUUUUUCCCGAAAGAGGCUGCUAAGAAAGGAGUCAGUGUAACAAUGACCGGAGCCAUCUUUGCUUCCUACGAGUUUGCCAAUCUGCUUUUUUCGCCACUAGUCGGAGCAGUUAUGAGUAAAGUAACGCCGAAAUAUCUGUUCCUGGGCGGAUGCAUCUUUGGUGCCGUAACUACUUCAUUAUAUGGCUUCCUUGACAUGGCCCAGGACACGAGGACCUUCACAACAUUAUGCUUCAUUCUGAGGAUCGCCGACGCGCUCGCUUCUGCCAUUUGUUCUUGCACCGGUAUGACAAUACUGACGUCAAUUUACCCGUCAAGAGUAUCUACAUUAAUUGGGUUGUCAGAGACAUCAGUCGGGACAGGUUUUAUGGUCGGACCCGCUUUAGGGGGAGCUUUAUACCAGGCUGGUGGUUUCGAGGUCCCCUUUUUCGUGGUAGGGGCGUGUAUUUUAAUUAGUGCGUUUCCUCCCAUGUGUUUGAUUCCGAAACAAUUAAAAUCUGCAGAUCAAGUACUGGAAAACUCGCCGUCGAUAUGGCGCUUACUAACGAGGCCAGCCAUUCUUAUGUCAUGCCUGUCUUAUGCGUUGGCGAUGCUUAUCCUAAACUUUCAGAAUCCUGUCCUGGGGAAGCACCUCGAACAGUUCCACCUCGGCCCGGCGGUCAUGGGUCUCGUUUUCAUCAUUGCCCCCUGUGCUUUCACAAUAGCUGCACCGCUCAUGGGAUUUGUUACAGAUAAGUGGAAAUGCGGGAGGACCUGUACUGUGGUCGGAACCUUUGUUUUGUCGGCGUUGUAUCUUAUAAUGGGCCCCUUUCCCUUAUUCCACUUGCAACCAGCGUUAUGGAUGACGGCAGUGCCUCUUCUUAUCCAGGGGUUAGCGGCCGCCUGUACCACUAUUGCUGGUUUCACACUGAUACUGGAGGAUGCAAAAAAAGUAGGUUUCCCCGACUCUAUGGGAACGAAGGGUUUAGUCUCUGGACUAGUUAUGUUUUCAUUCAACUUUGGCGCAUUUGUUGGGCCGUUGAUGGCAGGAGCUCUUGUUGGUGCUGUGGGGUAUGGCUGGGCAUGUUCCGUCGUCUCCCUCGUAUCAUUUGUAGUUGCGAUUAUUUUUAGUAUAACGUAUGGCGUUUUACGUUAUCAACAACGCUCCCUUUCGGAGCCGGAAACACCUUUUCUCGAGGACGACAAGAAUCAACUGAAUGAAUCGAGUCACAUAUUGAUGAGAAAGAUCCCAACGUAUUCAUCACCUUCUAGUGAUAAGCCGUCAUCAUCGCCAUCUAGUCAUUAGCGGUCAAUAUUGCAGUUCUGCAAUGCGUGAUGCACAAAAUAGACAGGAACUUUUGCCAUGGACACGAGAUUACACAGGCACGUCUCAACCCUGGAGAAUCGAUUCCCUAGAUUGCCACGAAUCGGACCUUUAAACUCGCUUAUGUAAUUAAGGGUGACUUUGAUCUCCUGCUCUCCUCAGUCAGAUGGACAGCUACACAAAACUAAAAUCCCGGACAGUUAUACAAGGUUCUUGCCCUUCCCUCAAAGGGAUGUUCCUUUUCGCUACCUUGUGCGCCUUGUCCCAAAUGAUGUGCCAUUCCUCUGAUCUGCAGGAUGUGUCAGGUUCUACAUGGUGCCGCAUGUCUCAUCUGGAUGUGCCCUCACUUUCAUAGCGCAGCAUCAGUGUUGCUAUUAUUACAGAGUGUACCAAGUCUUUGUUGGAUGUGCCAUGCCUCUUUACUUGGCGUACUCAGUCUGGUCUGGAUGUGUCCUCUCCCAACGUUGUGCACCUUGUUACUACAGGGUGGACGGCCAUGUCUCUACCCUUUGAAAAAUGUAUCUCAUUUUUACAUGGUGAUCUGUCAGCACUUCACCAUAAUGAAUUGGGACGGUGAAAUAUUCACCAUGGUAAGCAUGUUGCAUUCACCAUGGUGAGCAUGUUAAAAUAUGUGCAUUCACCAUGGUGAGCAUGUUAAAAUAUGCAUUCACCAUGGUGAGCAUGGUAAACUCCGAUUUCAUCACGGUGAAUCCCUGAUCAUUUUCGUAAGGGUCGUCUUCUCACCAAGGUAUACAAUUAUUUCUUCUGGGUCUACCUGCUGGUCCAGGGUAACAGGGUAUUAAAUGCAAGGCAAGUAGAGAUACCAAGCGUAUACCGUGAGAAGCAAGCCCAUGGAAUUCAUCACAGCCUCUUCGAGUAACGUGCUUGAUAUUAAAAUUAUGGUUUUGAAGAAAUCCAAUCUGGCCUCUUACAUGUACAUGUAUAUGAUAUGAUUGCUAUUAAAUCGCAUUUAAUUGUGAUGAUUUUCAACAAGAAAAACACUCGGGUGUAGUC
Molecule: messenger RNA, 2637 nt
Organism: Lineus longissimus
Lineage: Eukaryota; Metazoa; Nemertea; Pilidiophora; Heteronemertea; Lineidae
Product: MFS-type transporter SLC18B1-like
Exons: 14
Coding region: 109-1605 (498 amino acids)
Biological process (GO): transmembrane transport
Molecular function (GO): transmembrane transporter activity
Source: RefSeq, a predicted model, not a curated record